ACCUGCUUUGUGUUUGAAUUCUUUUGAGUCUGUUCUCCAUGAAUAUCCAUGCUAACAAAUAUAUUUAUCCUAGGUAGUCUGGAUGCAUUUCUGUGCAAACCAGUGCUGAUGUCAUUUCAUUAAAAUGUCCUGAGGUCCCACCACUUGAAGGUCUGCUAAUUGUGAAACUGUGAGAACUACAAAGAAAUGAGUUAAACAGAACAGAGUGUGAAGAGUUUUCACACCUCCAUGCUUAUAAAUAAGCUGAGCCACACAAAGGUCUGGGGAAGAGUUAGAAAUUUCCUUUCUGAGGUGAGGUUUUACUUCAGUUACAUCUGCUGGCUGCCAGACAGUAGCAGAUCAGGCCUGAGUCUGUCAGCCCUUGAAAUCAUCUCAUCCUGGAGGCACUAAAUGACCAGAGUGCUCCUGCGGAUCAACUCAGGGCAACGAGUGGUGCUGGCAAUGAGAGACCUGCUUCCUUGGGGACUCUGCUCCAGCUGGGGAGACAACAUGGGCCCUACCCAGGGCUGCUGGACCCUCUGCUCCAUCCUGCUACUUCGUCUCUCCCAGGCUGUUCUCAUCAAAAUCCCUCAGGAUUUGGUCAAUGGCACUGUUGGCCAGUCCGUGCUCCUGCCCGUCUCCUACAAACUCAGCAGCUCCUCUCACUUCCCACUGCCAUUUCACUGGACAUUCAGUAACCGCUCUGAGCGAAUUGUCACCUGCACGGUGCUGAACUGCUCCCUGAGUGCUGAGGGGACUCCCAAGCACUGCUCUGCAAAACAUUUCCCACACGCCGCAUACCAAGGUCGUGUUGUGCUUUUCCCUGAGAACGCAUCCCUGCUGCUCCGGGACCUGCAGCUCAAGGACAGCGGGGUCUACAGCGUCACCUUCAAACAGCAGAUCCAAACCAGGCGCAUCACCUUAACUGUGUACAGUGAGGCACGUGCUGACACUGAUGCCAGAGGAGGGAGAUCUGGACAGAAAAUCCUUGUUAUUAUUGCUGGAUGCUUCUGUCUGAUCUUGCUGCUUCUGCUGCUGUUCUGCUACGCAUGGCACAGGGGGGCAGUUCUUCAGCUAAUGAGAUGUAUGAAUCAACAGGUCCAAAGUCCUAGUGAGCCCUGGGGAAAAUGGUCGGACACAGAGCUGGAAAGGAUUUACGCAAAUGUCAUCUACUUGGGAAGAGGUAGCUAAAAAACAGUAUUUAGCAAAUGGUAGCCCAAAGGCAAUGUACAAGCGUGGCUAAUAAAGCCGUGGGAGUUGUUCCAAGCUAGAACUCCUCAUCUGGAAAAAUAGAUGCUUUUUAAAGGAAUAAGCACAGCACUGUUAAGGUGGCUCCAACUGGCAGGGAGCAGGACACUUUCCCAGAUGACGCCAGCUCUGUUGAUGGGGUUAAUACUCAGAAACCACCCCGGUACUCUAAGCACAACAUCUUGGCUAUGAGACCGAACAGUUUGGGCUACGGGGCCAAACUAACCGGAGAAAUAACAUAGCACAUCUCCUGAGUCCCUAACUGGCCAGGUUAAUUCUGUAUUUAUAUAAACAGAUUGUGAUGAGUGUAACAUCACUGGAAAAUGCGUAUCUGUGAGUUUGUAGCUGGACGAUCCCAGGGAAAACACAAGAGGUUUAUCAAAUGUGCAAUAAAAAUAUCUGAAUAUUUUCAAAAACUAUGAGAGGGCUGGUUGGGGUAAAGAUAUGACACUGCAUCCAGCACCUCUAGUCUGAUACAUGUGUUGCUUCCACUGUAACUGAUCAGGCUUGAUUUGAAGUCCUGGCUGUACCUCCCCAAGAACUGCUAGUAUUUGGGGAGUUUCUGGAAGAAAAGUUUCCUGGCAGAAUAUACAGUUUUCACAGAAGUAAAACUGCACAAUCUGCAUAAAGCAAAUCAAGUACAACUUGUAUCUCCAAAUUGAGCAAUGCAAGUGCUUGUUCUCCUCCACAAGGGCUGACACCACACUUUACUCUGAGAUGCACGGCUUGCAUGUGAAUUCCCCAUUUUUUGAGGUGUAAGUCACAGAGACAACCCUUACCCUCUUGCACAUUUGUGAGUUCAACUCUGUGCACAAAGAGGGACAGUUAGCAGCUCCUCCCUCUGCUGUGGUGAUACUUCAGAGACUUCCGCUCGCUCACGGCACAGUGGAAACGCUCAAAAGAUGACUGUCCUCCGUUGCUGGUCUUAAGCUGCUAGUUGCCCUUCCUUGGCUGGCAAUGGUGAAACAGCAGCAAGCCCAAUCAGCUCCUUUUGGUGCACUCUGUGGGGUAAAAGACAAGCAGUUGGGGUCCUGCACAGUCUCUGCGGCAGCCACAUCCCAGGAGCCCGGGAUACUUGGGCCCUUCCAGGACCUGUGCUCCAUCCUGCUGCUCCUCAGUGAGUCUGGGAAGGGCGAGCUGUGGGGAUGCAGCAGCCUGGAUCAAAGACACAGCUGGUGCCAUCCAGGAUGUUUCAGUCUGGAUGUGACCUGCUGCAGUUCUGCAACUCCACUGCAACAGUAUUGCUGGAUUGCUUAGUCCUAGGUCAUGAGAGGGGAGUACCCACUAUGGCUGUGGUAUAAAGAGAUCUUUUCUGCUUGUUUCUGUAUGUCAGUAUUGGAAAUGGAGUCAGCCUCCCUCAGAUGUCACGUACAGAGGAUGUGUGUAGUUCUUGGGCUUGGGCAUUAAACUCUGUAGUUGAGCUUGCAGCAGCUGCCCUGGGUCUGUGGCCAUCCCUUACUGGGGGAUUGCAGUUCAACUCUCUUACAGUUGCUUUUGGGGGGAGAAGGGCGGGAACGGUAGCUCUGGCAUUUUCUCACAUCACAGCACUCCUGGGGCAUUUGGAAGCAACACGCCAUGAAGCCUGUCUUAGACUGACAGUACUCUAGUAACUCCAGAGGGAGGAAAACAGGACCCCGCCCCAAGCUUGUAAACGCACUUGCUUGGUCUUCCUCAACUUCCUUGCAGUUGUUCCCUGUGAGACCACUGGCUACCAGAGGUAUUUUCUAUCCUCAUUGGGUGCAGAUCGGAGUAGGUAAAACUUGCUCCCCUGGCAUUCUGAUGCUCUAAGAGCUGAGAAUCCAGCCUAUAGGCUCCAAAGAGUGCUUGGAGGUAAAUUGCAACAAUGUUUUUAACGACACUGGAGUAGCUGGAAAACUAUUAAUUGCCAGUGGACUUCCUCACAGUUAAGUGAAAUAAUGCAAUUUUUGGACUAUUAAGUGCCAGCAGUAAUCAGCAUUCACAUGAACUGCAUAAAAAUAGCCAAAAUUUGCCCAGUAAAUUGUUCACUCUAUUUUUUAUGACUUUUUAUUCUUUGCCAGUUUCAGUCCCCCAAUAUGCACUCCACGAGUUUUGGUCUAAAAUUUGUGUGGGAGGAGAGAGCUUCCUAAAGUCUCUCAAAAUUUCUCAGUGCCCCACUCCUCUCCUGUCCUGCGUGAUACUCUCUACCCCCUCUUGAAAGCCCUAUGGCUCUCUGGUUAGUCUCCUCACCUCUAGCAGCUCCCUGCUGAGCUCCCAGCCCCUCUUGGCCACCUUCACCUUUGCAGUCCCACCCAGCUGCCCUCCAGCACCCACCCGGUCCCCCUGGCCCCCUCAGGAAUCCGCCCACUGCCCUGCAAUUGCCCAAACCCUAGGAGACUCGGGCUUGAAUCUCAUCAAAACCAGUAAUUAGGAAAGGGAAAUGCGGAGAAAAGCAGGAAGCCAUCCUCUGCUCCAGCUUCCUGGCCCUACCGUUUUAUUCAACGUGUCUGUGCAAAGGGUAACGUAUGUGCUGUAGGGUUUGAUUUCACCACAUGAAUUGGUCCAUUAAAAGGAAGGCUCACUGCA
Molecule: messenger RNA, 3771 nt
Organism: Dromaius novaehollandiae (emu)
Lineage: Eukaryota; Metazoa; Chordata; Aves; Casuariiformes; Dromaiidae
Exons: 6
Coding region: 391-1170 (259 amino acids)
Source: RefSeq, a predicted model, not a curated record